UGAUUGAAGACAACGAGGAGAAAGAAGAAUUGAGUGAAGUUGAGGAUAAAAAUCAUCUUCACAUGAGAGUUCAUACUGGAGAAAAACCGUUCACUUGUGAUCAGUGCGGGAAGAGUUUCUCACGAUCAUCAACCCUUAAGAAUCACAUGAACAUUCACACUGGAGAGAAACUGUACACAUGUGAUCAGUGCGGGAAGAGUUUCACACAAAAAGGACACCUUACAGCACACAUGAGCGUUCAUACUAGAGAGAAACCGUUCUCUUGUGAUCAGUGCGGGAAGAGUUUCACACAAUCAUCAAGUCUUAAGAUACACAUGAAGAUCCACACUGGAGAGAAACCAUUCACUUGUGAUCAGUGCGGAAAAACAUUUUUGAGAGUUUCAUACCUGAAAACACACCUGAGAGUUCAUACAAAGGAGAAGCCACAUUCAUGUUAUUUGUGUGGAAAGAGUUUUUCAUUACUACACUAUUUGAAAAAACAUCAGAAAAUUCAUACUGGUGUGAGAGAGUACAUGUGCUUCGAGUGUGAGAAGACUUUUACUACAUCGGACUCUUUAAAACUGCAUGAGAGGAUUCACACUGGAGAGAAACCUUACAAGUGUUCACACUGUGACAAGAGAUUCAGUCGGUCAGGAGCUCUGAAAACACACGAGAGGAUCCACACUGGAGAGAAACCGUAUCAC
Messenger RNA from Sinocyclocheilus anshuiensis, 683 nucleotides. RefSeq names its product gastrula zinc finger protein XlCGF49.1-like. Gene Ontology annotation, biological process: regulation of transcription by RNA polymerase II. The record is from RefSeq and is a predicted model, not a curated record. Gene Ontology annotation, molecular function: DNA-binding transcription factor activity, RNA polymerase II-specific; RNA polymerase II cis-regulatory region sequence-specific DNA binding. The transcript is spliced from 3 exons. The annotation marks the transcript as partial. NCBI's taxonomy places the organism in Eukaryota, Metazoa, Chordata, Actinopteri, Cypriniformes, Cyprinidae.